AGUGUUUUUUCCGUGUUUUCACCCAGAAUAUUCUUUUUAAAUUGUCUCAGUACCAUAUAAAUGUUCUUUUGUAAGGUUUUUACAAAUACUUUAUCACUGUAUAUAUUAUGGUUCAACGAGUGGUCGCUCAAAUCUUAAAGUAGUCUUUUUUUUGUCUAUCUCAAAGACAAAUCUCAUUUUAACGUCACUUUUACGAACAUUAUAUUCAUAAUAAUAUUAAUGUUGUGGCUGAAUACAAAGACCAGCCUUUAAAUGGUCGACCAGUACACUGGAUUAUUUUUGGUGUUUUUCUCCAAAAGAGGAGGUGCACACAGUCUUCUUUGUCACUUCGGUACGCGUGUGCAUUUGGAGCGUAAACACUUCCUCAGCAGAGGAAUGAUGGGAAGUUCGGCUGACCAAUCAGAGAGAGGCUGAGCAGUCACACCAGCAGCAGCAGCGGCGGCAGCAUCAGUGUGUGAGUGUGUGUUAGGGUGAGUGUGUGUCGGUGAGGGGGGGGUAAAAUCUGGACAGCCGCUCUGUUGUUGUGAAUAGUUCCCUCUGCAGGCGGACACACACAGGGCCGCCGUGCGUCCUCCUCUGUUUGUGAGCCUCCCGUCGUCUCCAUGUGCUUGUUACCUGAUGGAAGCGGAGGUGCUGAGUCCCAGGCCGAUGAUGGCAGAUGUCAACGGCAACAAUAAGAUGACCAACGCGGAGUUGGAGGUGCUGAAGCUGCAGGAGCUGGUGCGAAAAUUGGAGAAGCAAAAUGAACAAUUGCGCACCAGGGCCAACGCUGUAAACAAUUGCUCUUCCGGCGGCCCUCACCCUCACCCUCUCCCUCACCAUCUCCACAAUCAGCAGCAGCAGCAUCUCCAUCACAUACAUCCAGAUGAUGACUGUCUGAGUGGCACUUUCCCCAGUAAAUAUAACAUAUCCAGUCCUAUUCGGUCCCUUUCGUCUGCGCUCGAAACCCGGAGUCCGUCAGAGGAGCCGUUCUCUUAUUUCCAGCCGAGCUCCGCGUCUCCUGAUGCCGCUGAGGAGCAGAGAGGAGCUGCUGCUGUAGGAGCUGCGGACACCACUGUUCUGGAUGAGGUUGAUAUUCUGGACCUGAACGUCGUGCUCCCAGUUGGAGAACCUGAUAGCUGGUUGUACGUGAGUAACAAAUCCAAACAGCGCUGUGAGAGCAUCCUCACUCCUCUGCAGUGGUGCAGGAAGGUUCUGGACCACCCAGGACCAGAGGUGGAGCUGGCCAGGAUGACCCUCGGUCACAGACUGGACCAAGCUAAGCGUAGGCGAGGACUCUCCUCCAUCCGUCCCUUCAGCUGUAUUGAAGGUCUCUCCACCCUCAGCUGUCCUGUCCUGCCUUACACUAAAUCUGCUUCACUAACAGAGUCUCCAGCUCCGGUGGCAUCACCAGAUCAGCCCAGUGCUCCAAUCAGAACCAGCAACAGUCUGAGUGAGAGAGCUUCAACCUUCCUAUCCAACACCGCCCUCCACAGCUCUGCUCGCAGACAUGCAGCCCUCAGCCCUCAGUCUUCCCUGGACAGUGACGCUGGUGUGUCAGACCUGGACAACGAAACCAUCUCUAUGGGCUACAAACUGCAGGACAUGACAGAUGUGGAGGUCAUGGCUCGACUUCAGGAGGAGAGUCUCAGGCAGGAGUACAAUGCCUCUACCUCAAACACAGCCAGCCGUCGCAGCUCCACUCAUCUCCAGGCUUUCCGACAUUCCCUGAGACGCAGUGCAUUAGAUCUGGAGGAAGAAGAGGAGGAGGAUGAGGGGUACGACCAGCUCCCCCCUCCUCAGCCUGAACUCUUUCCAGCGGGCUCCAUGCAGAGGACAGGACUGUCCCACUCUCACACCUUCUCCAGUAUCAGAGACUGUAGACGCAGCUUGACCACCUCUCAGUUUUCACUCAGUGGACUCUCCCAGUUCUCUGGUCUCCUCACAGAAUCACAGGCUUCUUACAGAAACAGCACAGACAAGCUACGGAAGAGCAUGCCCAACCUGCUCCGAACUCCCAGCAUGCCCAGUGUUCCCAGUAUGCCCUGCCUGGUUUCCCCUGUCAACCCACCCUCCCACGGCCCCUCCUCCCUGCCAACAAUACCCUCCCUCCGCAGCAGCCAGAGCUUUGACUCCUCCAGUGGACUUGCACGACUCCAGUCCUCCUCCAUUCCUUCUCCAGGAAGCCUCAGCCAGCGAGUCCACAGCGUGACCAACUUCUCUACCGCACCUCGUCACCCUCUGAAAGCAACAGCCUAUGUGAGCCCCACGGUGCAGCAGGGUCCCACCAACACUUCUCUGUCCACUUCCACCAGCCUACACUCCAUCCCCAGCAGCACUGCACUGCCUCAGCCCCUGAAACCCAGCAGCAUUUUGGCUCCGCAGACAUUAAAGUCCAACUCUAACCAGCAGCCCUGUGUCCCUCGCAGCUCCCUCCCUCGUCCUGCCUCCUUCGUGGGAACAGGUGGAGCUCUACGUCCAAGCAAACUCACUCCACCAACACGCAGUUUGCUGACCCCUCCAAAGAGCCUGUCUACACUGAGUGCCCUGAGGGACGGCAGCUGGAAAGAUGGCUGCUACUAAGUCUUCAGGUUACAUAUGUAGCCCUGGUUCACUAAGUGGCACGAGUGAGAAAUAAAUGCUAUGAGAGAACCAAAUUUAAAGAAGUUCCAGUGGUGCACAGGGUAAUGCUGCACAGCAGGAGAGAGAGAGAGUGACUGGUACUGUUUCUUCAAAGCACUUCUUGUUGAUUAAGGACUAAGCAAAGACUGUGAAGAGUAUGGUUCCAGCAGGCUGGAUCUGUACCGACUAUCUGCUGAAGAGACCUGGCAAUACGUAUUCUGUUAAUAAGUUGUUUGAUGUGAACUGAAUCUUAUUUGAUGUGUAUUUUUAUUCAUUUAUAAAAGUUUAAUUUGAAAUUAAAACUUUUUUCCAGUUGAAAUCUUACCAUUAAUAAUCCACAGCUUUUGCACGCGCCUCAAUCAGUUUCAAUGCAAUUUAAUUUGACAACAUUUAUUUUCCCGCCAUUUCAGAGCAUCUUGUCAGAUUUUAAGUCAUUUCCUGUGCCUGUGAAUUUGCAGUAAACUCCUGUCACUUUGGUUGCUGGACCUCAUAGCACUUUUGUUGGAGGAUUAUAAACAAUGUAUUAAGAGGAAAAAUUAUCAGCUUGACUUUAAAUUUAGGUAAGAUAUGACUUAAGUUCAAGUAAGUGUGAUUUAUAAGUGUGUGGCUUAUUUUUCUUUUUCUUUUUAUUAAUGUUUACAAAAAAAUGCUGUGAUUUUCAAUGUUCUUUAUUAAUAACAUAAUCGCUGCAAUCAUAUUGCACACUGAGCCCAGAGGCUCUUGGUGGAUGAUAAGAAAAUAAAGAGGAGGUGAAUUUUUAACCAAAUAAACACCUUUAAAAA
Molecule: messenger RNA, 3383 nt
Organism: Cynoglossus semilaevis (tongue sole)
Lineage: Eukaryota; Metazoa; Chordata; Actinopteri; Pleuronectiformes; Cynoglossidae
Gene: slain1a
Product: SLAIN motif family, member 1a
Biological process (GO): cytoplasmic microtubule organization; microtubule nucleation; positive regulation of microtubule polymerization
Cellular component (GO): microtubule plus-end
Source: RefSeq, a predicted model, not a curated record